Molecule: messenger RNA, 1216 nt
Organism: Cladocopium goreaui
Lineage: Eukaryota; Dinophyceae; Suessiales; Symbiodiniaceae
Source: the annotation of a GenBank genome assembly
GAGCGAAGUUCGGUGCCAUGGCGUCCGAGAAAUUCCGAGAUGUGGAGGUCUUGGCCCCCAUGGUGCGAGGGAGUACUCUACCUUUGCGCUUGGAUUUCUGAAUGCUUGCGAUAUGGUGCAUCUUUGGUUUGGGGAGAGGAGAUCAUCGACCGGAAGUUGAUCGGCGCCCUUCGCGUCGAGAAUUCGGCCUUUGGUUGCAUCGACUACGUCUCCCCUAGGGAGAAGGUCUCGGUGUUUUCCACUUGCGCCGAAGAGACGAAGAAAGUCAUUUUUCAGCUGGGCACGGCUAGUGCCCAUCUGGCAGUAGAAGCUGCACAGUUGGUGUGUAACGAUGUGUCGGGCAUUGACGUCAACAUGGGUUGCCCAAAGUCCUUCAGUGUGAAGGGGGGCAUGGGAGCUGCCUUAUUGGAUAAGCCGGAGGUCGUGGCGGAGAUUCUGACGUCGCUGCGACGUGCCCUGCCCUCUGAGAAGUCGGUGACCUGCAAGAUCCGCAUGCUUCCGAGCACCGAGAAAACCCGCGAUUUCAUGCGAGUCUGUGAGAAGAGCGGCGCUGAAGCCAUCACGGUGCACAUGCGUUUGCGCGAGGAGCGCCCGGCCGAGCCUGCGCACUGGGAUGAGAUGGAGAGGCUCUGGGAUGCCGUCCAGGUCCCCGUGUUGGCCAACGGCGACUUCUUCAGCAGACAUCAAAUCGAUGAGUUCUGGAAGCAUUGCAAGGAGAAGGGCUGCCGGCCCUCAGGGGUGAUGAUCGCAAGAGGCGCCCUGUGGAAUCCCAGCAUUUUCAGCCGAGAACCACCUGCAUUUGACGAGAUGGUCCGCUCCUAUGUUCGCAGUGCCGUGGCCACCAAUUCCACCUAUCAGAACACCAAAUGGGUGCUAUCUCAGAUGUUAGCAGGUGGUACUGGUGUGACCGUGCCCACUUCCUUCAAUGGGAUCAACAUGAAGACCUUCAACCGUGAGCUCUCAGCCACCAAAUCGAUGGCCCACAUUUGCACCGCCUUUGGGGAGCCCUUCGAGCCCACGUAUCCCAACCGUGCGCACACCACGGUCUUCUACAAGGAUUUUCCGUUUCCGGAGGAGGACCCCCAGAAGCGCUCCCGUUUGCCGCCUGUCGACGCCGAGAUCGAGUCGCCGCAGAAGUGUCGGCGCAUGGAUCCGGGUGGUGAGAGCGCUUAGCCCUGAGCUGUCCACGAGGGGUUGAACAUGUGGUAAGAAACCC